CUUAAUACGAUAUCAGAACAUUUGAUUAUGGAGUUUAGUGUAUUGAAUUGCUCACCAAACCACAUCAUAUUAAUCGUUGAUCAUUUAAUCAUACGAUAUGACAUGCGUGUCCAAUCUUCAACACCAAAUUAACUUUCGUUCUAAGUGGCGUAUUUCUCGAAAAUAUCUCAAGAAUUCGAGUCAUUGGAAUCGAUUAUUUUCCUUCAUGGCGGGAGUGUACGGAAGUACUCCAAAGCUCCACUAUAUAUGUGUGUAACUAGAGGUACAUUUAAAGGGCACUUAAAACUGAUAACUCCUCCAAACAACGGACAAUGAUAACCAUCCAGCCUUCGUUCAUUACUUCUCCCUCCACAUUAUUCCAUCGAAGAAGCAUCAAAAGCCAACGCCACAACAAGCCAAUGCUUUCUCGAUGCUGCCUCGUGGAAAAACAUGCUCAGAAGCUCAAGGAAGCACAACGUUCGUUCAUGGUCGCGACGAGGAAAGAAAGAAUGCUUACAUGUCCCGUCGAAACCCUAGUAAUGAUCGACGCCGUUCAACGACUGGGCAUCGACUACCACUUCCAGGAAAACAUCGACGGUGUUCUUAGUGAUGAAUUCAGUAUUGCUGCUAAGAUGGCGGCCGGCGGGAGCUCCCAUGGGCUUUUCGAAGUUUCCUUAAACUUCCGACUCAUGAGGCAACAAGGUUAUCGCAUUCCUUCGGAUGUGUUCGGAAAAUUCAAGAAUGGAGAAGGGAAGUUUAACCCUAAUCUAAGCCAAGACGUGAAAGUAAUGAUGGAGGUUUUUGAAGCUUCACAGUGGAUUACUCCAGGAGAAAACAUACUGCGUGAAGCUAGGGAAUUCAGCUCACACUGGCUACGUUCAUGGAUCGCCACCAGGUCGCCAUCGCCAAAUCUCUCCGUCGGCAAUGGUUUUCUCCUAGAAGAAUUAGCGACGACGACUGAAACCGUCGCCAAUACUCUGAAGCAUCCUUGCCGCAGGAGCAUACCCAGGCUGGCGAUUAAGGAUUACUUGAGCAGCUUCGCGGCAAGAACGUCAUCAAAUGAUAAGUACUUGAAGCAUCAUUACGUGGAGACUCUCAAGGAUUUCGCUAAGUUAGACUUCAACAUGAAUCAGGCGACUCAUCAAGAAGAACUCUUUAAGAUCUCCAAGUGGUGGAAUGAGAUCGGUUUGGCAGUGAAUCAUGGGAGAGAUCGUCUGCAGGUCGAAGCUUACCUAUGGCCAAUGUCAACCCUAGCAGGCCCUGGAUUCUCCGAGUAUAGGAUCGAUCUCGCCAAGAUCGCUUCCUUCGUGUACCUAAUCGAUGACAUUUUCGACAUUUAUGGGUCGUCGUUGGAGGAACUCACACUCUUCACACAAGCUGUUACUAGAUGGGACAUUCGAAUAGCCGAGAAAUUGCCUGAUUACAUGAGGAAAUGCUUCAUGGCUCUCUAUCACGUGAUUAAUCAAAUUGGCUACGAUGUGCACAAAAAACAUGGAUACAACUCGAUCCACUCGCUCCAACGAGGCUGGGCAAAAUUGGUCGAGGCAUUUUUAGUUGAAGCCAAAUGGAUGAGAAAUGGGACAUGUCCGGCGUCGGAAGAUUACCUGAAGAACGGAAUAGUGAGCUCCGGCGUCCAACUAGUCCUCCUUCACUUCUUCUUCCUGUUGGGCCAGGGCAUAACGAAACAAAACGUGAGCCUCGUCGAUGGCGACAAUCCGCCAUUAAUAUCGCCGGUUGCUAAAAUUCUGAGGCUGUCCGACGACCUUUCUUCCACGUACGAUGAACACGUGGGUUACGACGCGUCGUACGUGGAUUGCUACUUGAAGGAGAAUCCUGGGUUGUCGGUCCGUGAAGCUAGGGAGCACGUGAUGGAUAUGAUCGAAGAGACAUGGGAACAACUCAAUCAUGAAUCUUUAGCGACGACAUUUCCGGUCGUCUUUGCGAGGGCCGUCGUCGAUUCUGCAAGAAUGGUUCCAUUUGUGUAUGGAAAUGAUGGGUCGUUCCAUGAUGACAACGAGCAUAACAGCAGCAGCAGCGUUCCAUGUCUUCAGGAUCGCAUCAAGUCGCUGCUCUUUGAAAGCAUUCCCAUUUAGUUUGUAACUUUUACCGUUUUCCCACUAUUUUCAACGGCGCGAGUGAAACUAAUUAUAUUGUGGAGUAAGAGUGUGUGCGUUUUGGAAAUUUUGUUUAAAAUAAUAUUAUUUAUUUUUUAGGUUAUAUAUUAUUGAAAUUAUACCCAAAAAAAAUAUGAUUGUAAUUAUUGUAAAAUUUUGUAGUUUUAUAUAUUAAGGGAGUUGUGAUAUGAUCGAUGUACUAAGUAUCAAUGAAGUUUUGUUGGGUAAAAGUUAAAACUAAACGUAACCUAAUAAC
Messenger RNA from Linum trigynum, 2349 nucleotides. The record is from the annotation of a GenBank genome assembly. NCBI's taxonomy places the organism in Eukaryota, Viridiplantae, Streptophyta, Magnoliopsida, Malpighiales, Linaceae.